Messenger RNA from Schistocerca gregaria, 618 nucleotides. RefSeq lists its product as uncharacterized. The coding region runs from base 1 to 618 and encodes 205 amino acids. Gene Ontology annotation, molecular function: zinc ion binding; nucleic acid binding. The transcript has a single exon. Lineage: Eukaryota; Metazoa; Arthropoda; Insecta; Orthoptera; Acrididae. The record is from RefSeq and is a predicted model, not a curated record.
AUGGCAAUUGAGCUCUCAGGAAUUCCAGUCACAAUGGACCCAAUCAAAAGUAAGUUUCUUGACAUGGAAGAAGAGGUCACCAUGACUGAUAGUGAUUUUAGGGCCAAAAGUUGGCAAAGUAAACCAAAGUUUCCACAUCAAAAUGGAAAUACAGUGGGAAGCCAAAAUAGGAAGGACAGUGUUUGCUAUAAAUGCAAGAAACCAGGACAUUUCAAAAGUAACUACCCUAACAGUGAAAAUGAUACAAAACAAGACAAAACUUCAAAUGUUUUCAGAGCAGUAUUUAUAAGAGGCUCUUUUGACAGAAGUGAUUGGUAUUAUGAUUCAGGUGCUAGUGUGCAUCUCACAGCAAAUGAAGAAUGGAUAAAAAACAAAGUGAAUGAUGUUAACAUUUAUAAGAUGAUGGCUGCAAAUCAGACAGAAAACCCAGUGUUGUGCUCUGGACAAGUUGAUUUAACAAGAGUGGUCAGGAAGACCUUUUUUGAUAUUACUGUAAGAAAUGUUAUGUGUGCUCCAGAACUAACUACAGAUUUGCUCUCUGUGAGCAGGUUGAUUGAACAAGGAAAUUUUGUUAAAUUUAAUAGUGAUCAGUGCAACAUUUGUAACAAGCAUAAGUAA